CUCACACGCUGAAGGAAAAUAACUGCGUCUCCUCGAGUUGAGUCAGUUUGAACAAACAGUAUCGAUGAAUCGUUGUUUCUUCAGCAAACAGACACAUGAAGCGCUGAAGAAGUUUCUGGAGAAUAUCGAUUAUUUCUGACGGGCUUUAGAAGAAGGUGUAAGCGGUGCAGAUGAUCAGGCAGGACGACAGGUUGUGACGCUUUAAUCCGUUCGACACGUCCACAGACAGACAGAUACAGACCGGUUGUCAGUGUGGACUAACUGUGGACAGAGCUGUUUGUGUGUAUGUUUCCAAGGCGGGCGACACACACGCGGGCGGCUCGAGUCUUGGGGAUGGAGCUACAGGUUUGGACGGGUACGCGACUGCUGGUUCUGAUGGGUCUGAUGAUGCUGCACUCGUCCGCUCAGGCUAAUGUGUUGGACACCAUGUUACUGAGGAAUCCUGGGAAGGCGACGAUGGGCGGCACUAAAGAGAGCAGCAGAAGCACAGCAGCUGUGAUUCCAGAGAGAAUGUUAUUAUGUCACUGUUACCAUCACUGUCCUGAAGACGCUACAAACAACACUUGCAGGACUGAUGGUUAUUGCUUCACUAUGGUGGAGGAAGAGGACGGUGGCGCUCCGGUGCUCACCUCUGGAUGUUUGGGUCUGAUGGGCUCCGAGUUUCAGUGCAGGGACACGGGGAACGCUCGUCUGAGGAGGAUGUUGGAAUGUUGUACGGAUCAGGAUUACUGUAACCGUGACCUUCACCCAACCCUGCCACCACUCAAGAGACCCGAUCUGGACAGCAGUAUUCAUCACAUGGCACUCUUCAUCUCUGUGACUGUCUGCAGUGUCGUUCUGACCUUCAUCAUCAUAUUCUGCUAUUACAGAUACAAGCGUCAGGAGAGUCGAGCGCGGUACAGCAUCGGUCUGGAACAGGACGAGACGUUCAUCCCCACUGGAGAAUCUCUGAAGGAUCUGAUUGAACAGUCUCAGAGUUCAGGCAGUGGAUCAGGACUCCCUCUGCUGGUUCAGCGAACGAUUGCGAAACAGAUCCAGAUGGUGAAGCAGAUCGGUAAGGGUCGUUACGGCGAGGUGUGGAUGGGUCGCUGGCGCUGCGAGCGCGUCGCCGUGAAGGUUUUCUUCACCACGGAAGAAGCCAGCUGGUUCAGAGAGACGGAGAUCUAUCAGACUGUCCUGAUGAGACACGAGAACAUUCUGGGUUUCAUCGCAGCAGAUAUUAAAGGAACGGGCUCGUGGACGCAGCUGUAUCUGAUCACAGACUAUCAUGAGAACGGAUCUCUGUACGACUACCUCAAAUCCACCACACUGGACACGAAAUCUCUGCUGCGACUCGCGCACUCCGCCGUAUCCGGUCUGUGUCACCUGCACACGGAGAUCUCCGGCACGCAGGGAAAACCGGCAAUCGCUCACCGAGACCUGAAGAGUAAAAAUAUACUAGUGAAGAAGAACGGCACCUGCUGCAUCGCUGACCUCGGACUCGCUGUCAAACUCAUCAGUGACACUAAUGAAGUGGACAUCCCGCCCAACACGCGUGUUGGCACAAAACGCUACAUGCCUCCUGAAGUUCUGGAUGAGAGUCUGAACCACAGUCACUUUCAGUCGUACAUCAUGGCUGACAUGUACAGCUUCGGUCUCAUCUUGUGGGAGAUUGCGAGGAGAUGCGUGUCCGGUGGUAUCGUGGAGGAAUAUCAGCUGCCGUAUCAUGAUUUGGUGCCCACAGACCCGUCAUAUGAAGACAUGCGAGAGGUAGUGUGUAUCAAGAGACACAGACCUUCAUUUGCAAACCGCUGGAGCAGCGAUGAGUGUCUGAGGCAGAUGGGUAAACUGAUGACUGAAUGUUGGGCGUACAACCCUGCAUCUCGUCUGACCGCCCUACGCGUGAAGAAAACACUCACUAAGAUGUCAGAGUCUCAGGACAUUAAACUGUGAGGGACAACUGAGAUGCUCGUCCCGAGUGCUGUGUGAGACUGAAGCGCAGCGGCUUUAUCAUGCUUUCUGUGAAAGCUCAAACCGGCCGGAUGUGGGACACACAACCCUUCAGAUAAACACACAGCAGGCCGUGAUCUGACUGGCAAUCGCUCGUUUAAAAAUGUACCAACAGGUUUAUGGGCCACAUUGAAAAAAACAAUUGAGUAACAUAUUCAAAGAAUGUUUUGUGUCAUAAAGUGUUCCUCUUUGAGUCCGUCCUUGUAAUAUACGAAUGUAAAUACUGUCGAAGAAAAUGUUGUGUUAUCCUGUACAAUCAUUCAGGGUGUCUUUGUGCCUUAUACACGUGCAAGUUUAAUAUUUUAUAGUUCUAUGUAAAU
Messenger RNA from Myxocyprinus asiaticus (Chinese sucker), 2309 nucleotides. RefSeq names its product bone morphogenetic protein receptor type-1B-like. The record is from RefSeq and is a predicted model, not a curated record. Bases 286 to 1932 code for a protein of 548 amino acids. Gene Ontology annotation, molecular function: ATP binding; transforming growth factor beta receptor activity, type I; SMAD binding. Gene Ontology annotation, biological process: dorsal/ventral pattern formation; protein phosphorylation; cellular response to growth factor stimulus. Lineage: Eukaryota; Metazoa; Chordata; Actinopteri; Cypriniformes; Catostomidae. The transcript has 13 exons. Gene Ontology annotation, cellular component: plasma membrane; signaling receptor complex.